Messenger RNA from Schistocerca cancellata (South American locust), 1548 nucleotides. RefSeq names its product tektin-1. The transcript is spliced from 9 exons. Lineage: Eukaryota; Metazoa; Arthropoda; Insecta; Orthoptera; Acrididae. Bases 213 to 1442 code for a protein of 409 amino acids. Gene Ontology annotation, cellular component: nucleus; microtubule cytoskeleton. The record is from RefSeq and is a predicted model, not a curated record. Gene Ontology annotation, biological process: cilium movement involved in cell motility; cilium assembly.
UCUCUCAGCGUGGUUACAUAUAAACGAAGCAUUGUUGUCAUGAGAACCAACAGCGUAAAUAGUUUCGUGACAACAGGAUACACUUCCAGAACACGGGAGCAAGUAAAGCAAAAAGGCAAAAAUUGAAGAGAAAAUUUUGGAAAGGAAUAAGAAUUGGACCCAGAUCACGCUAAAUCUUCCAUAGUAAGCUGUUUUGUUUGGCACAGCAAAGAAUGUUGAAGCAUCAUACCUUGGCCACACUGCCCUGUCAACAACUACAUUUUACACUGAGUGAAUGGAUUCAAAACAACAAGUUACUGAACAAAUCAGCAGAUUAUCACCAAGAUUUAGCUGAAAGAAUACUGUCUGAAGGAUCAAGAGCUAGAGAGGUGACAGCACACACAACCAAAGCCAACAAGAAAGAAGUUGACAUAAAGUUAAAGGAACGAAUAACAGACAUCCAGUUUCACAAAAAGGAACUGGAAAAACAAAAAGAACAAUGCUGCAAGGAAGAGGAACUGCUGAAGAUGUAUAAGGAACGUGUAUUAUGCACUAUGGAGUCUUUGAUUCAACAGGCUCUCAGUAUUGUCAAGAAGUGUAUUAUUCUUAGGGGAAAUCGAUUGGGAAUUGAUUUGGUGCAUGAUGCUGUAGAAAACUCACUUUACAAGGAAGCUCAAACUAUUGAGAAUGCUCAUAAAUUGCUUCAUAAUACUUUGGAACAGACAAAUGAGCAGCUCCGCUUACUGCGGUCUACCAAAUAUUUCAUUGAACAUGAUCACAGAGAUAAGGCAGCAGCACUGAUUGUUGAUGAUCACUGUUCAAACCUCAAGGAAACACGUCUAAACCUUACUUUUUAUCAAGGGAAAGCACAACUGGAUGUAAGCAACAUUACAGAAGAAGAAUGGGCACUAUUUACAACUGGAAAUAUUGAGCGUGCAUCAAAAGAAAUUAAAAAUAGUUACUCACUGCGGUCUGGCAUUGAUAUGAUUCUUAAAAAGAUAAAUGAAGAACUCUGGGAGCUGUAUUAUGAUACCAAUCACAUUUUCCAACAAAGAAUAAGAGAGACAAGAGAUGCAAAAAUAAAGUUUGAGAAUCAGCUGAAGGAGACAGUACAAAAAGCAAAUGAAAUGAUUCGUAAUAUUACACAGAUUGAAAAAGAAAUUACUAAUAAGGAAGCUUUUUUGGCACUUGCUCAAAAAAGAAUAUUAAAUAGAACACAAAGGCCUAAUAUAGAGCUCUGCAGGGAUGAGGUGGAAAUCAAACUUCUUGCUGAGACAGAAGACUUGAAGGAUAGUAUUACGUGGUUGGAACAAGCUCGCUCUGAGGCACAGGCUUCUAUGCGGUUCCUGCUGAAGACACAACUGCAACUGGAAGAGGAAAUCAACAUCAAGACAAACACAUUGAAAAUUGAUGAGGUGGAAUGUAUGACAUUAAGACAAAGCAUGGAUUAUCCAAUACAUUAAUUUUAACAUAACUUUUGCUGGGCUAUGAAUUAUAAUGAAAUGUUUCUCAUUUUUUUCCUUUUUUUCAUACAAUAUGUUGUGCAUGCUGUCUGUGAAUCACUUGAGU